UGGAGAGCAUAAUUGAAAGAUUGUCAUAUAUGGUUUUGAAAAUAAUUACUGUAUGAUAUUAGAAAAUUGUAGCCAACAAUAUUAGACAUUAUAAGAUAGCCAUAAUUAUUUAAAUUCUUAGCCUAGAGGAAAUUGGAUAUGAUUAUUCUCUUGCCCCUUCAUAUUAAUUCUUAAAACUUUUCUGGUAAUUAAAGGUAUGACCAUAAAAUUUUAUUAACAACCUUUAGAUCUAAAUGUAUCCUAAUUUAACAUUUUCACCUAAAACAUAAUGAUAUUUAGAUAAGUGAUAAUGGAAAGAUUAUUGAAAUCGGUGAAGGUAUAUGGGGUAAUUGUAUGUGUAAACAAGUAAUUCCUAAGACUGGUAAAAUACGCUUUGCAUUCGAAAUGCUGGGAAUUGGAAAAGAGUGUUUGAUUGGAAUUGGAUUUAGAGAAAUUGUUAAAUAAAAAGGUUACAUAGGUGCUGGUUAAGGAAAAGGGUAUUCAAUUUUAUUAAUUUUAUAAUAGAUCAUACUUAUUAUUUCAUAAUUCUGAGCCAUAUUUUCAUCAUACUCAUAAUACUCAAGGAAAGGCAUUUCAAUUUAAAAUUAACGAUAUAGUAAUAAUAGAAGCGAGUGUAGAAUAAUCUUAAGAUUUGUAUCCAUAUGUGGAUUUGUGCAAUUCAAAAGUGAGAAUCAAAGAUAUAUCAUGA
Molecule: messenger RNA, 688 nt
Organism: Paramecium sonneborni
Lineage: Eukaryota; Ciliophora; Oligohymenophorea; Peniculida; Parameciidae
Source: the annotation of a GenBank genome assembly